Molecule: messenger RNA, 1838 nt
Organism: Fomitopsis serialis
Lineage: Eukaryota; Fungi; Basidiomycota; Agaricomycetes; Polyporales; Fomitopsidaceae
Exons: 10
Coding region: 45-1733 (562 amino acids)
Biological process (GO): DNA-templated DNA replication; regulation of DNA repair
Cellular component (GO): nucleus
Molecular function (GO): single-stranded DNA helicase activity; enzyme activator activity; DNA binding
Source: RefSeq, a predicted model, not a curated record
GCGACGACUACUUCGCUAGUACUGCAUCCCUCUGCGCACACUUCAUGCCCUCCAGUCCUCUGGCACAGAUCCGCCGCCUUGACUCUGGACCUGACAAAGCUUUGGUGUUCGCAGCCCUGUUUGCUCCCGCCAGCUCCCAGCGACCCCAUGCCAAAGUCCAGUCGACCAUCGCCUCACUGUUCACACCCACCGGCAAAGGCCAACGCACCGACGCGCCUUCCUAUUCCCAGACUCCCAAGUCUACGACACGAGUCCACGAUUCAAAAAAGCGCGCCCAGCCCGAUGACACUUCGUUCGCGCUGGAGCCAGGUCCCUCGAAGCGAACGCGGUUGCAGGCGGCGGCACCUCUCGCAGAGAGGCUACGUCCACAGUCGCUCGACGAAUUCGUCGGACAGCCCCACCUCACAGGGCCAGACUCGCUCCUGAUGCACCUGAUGGAUACUGGAUCCACGUUGCGGAAAGACGACGCUCGCUCGGUUGCUGGCGGGCGUACGAACGCAGUGUUCAAGGAGCUCAGCGCGACGGACUCGGGGGUUGGAGAGGUCAAAGCAGUCGCGGAAGAGGCAAAACGAUUCCUCGCUCUCACCGGGAGACGGACCAUUCUCUUCUUGGACGAAGUGCAUCGGUUUAACAAGGCACAACAGGACAUCUUUCUGCCGUAUCUCGAACAUGGACAUCUUCAACUCAUAGGCGCGACGACUGAGAACCCGUCCUUCAAGCUGACCGGCGCGUUGAUCAGUCGGUGCAGGGUAUUCGUCUUGGAGCGUCUCACGGACGAAGAUAUCCGCAAAAUUGUCACGCAGGCCGUCGAGCGAGUUUCUGUCUCUACGGCUGACGCGCCAGUUAUCGAUGUAGAGGACAUCCCCAGCUCCCAACCGGAGGAAGAUCCUCUUACAGAGCUCCCCUCCUCUCUUUCCUCAACUGUCACGGUCUCUGAUGGCCCCGUGCCGCCUUUUCCUUCGUACCCUCAGCUCACUCCCAAGCUCAUAUCCUCCAUCAUCUCCCUCGCCACAGGCGACGCGCGUACUGCACUCUCCCUGCUAGAGCUGGUCGUCACAGCGCCUCCCACGUCCUCCCCGGACGCGUUGCUAGAUGCGCUCCGCCGAUCCGUCUCGACGUCGUACGAUCGUACGGGGGAGAGCCACUACGACAUGAUCAGCGCACUGCACAAGAGCGUGCGGGGCAGUCAGCCCACCGCUGCGCUCUACUGGCUCGCACGCAUGCUUACUGCAGGCGAGGAUCCGCUGUACAUCGCACGGCGGAUGGUCGUGUGUGCGAGCGAGGACAUCGGGCUCGCGGACAAUCAUGCCCUGCCACUGGCAAUGGCGGCGCUGCAAGCCUGUCAAGUCAUAGGCAUGCCAGAAUGCCGUAUCAACCUCGCGCACCUCAUUUCCUACUUGGCCGAAGCGCCGAAGUCGACGCGAGCGUACGAAGGCUACAAACGCGCGGAGGAGGCCGCCAAGUCAGACCCGACUGUGCCUGUACCUCUACCUGUUCGGAAUGCACCUACGAGGCUCAUGAAGGAGCUCGGGUACGCGCGGGGAUAUUGUUACAACCCAGAAUAUGUACAUCCUGUUACAAAUGAUUAUCUGCCACCUCAAUUCAAAGAUCAGGUAUUUCUGAAGCCUGCAGGUGAUCUGUCUGGAAAAACAUGGGAUGAAGAUGCUCUGUGUAGAUGGGAAUUAGAGGAAAAUAAUGGGGUGCCUUGGGAAGGAAGGCAAAAUGCUGCCUAGCAGCAGGCUGCAGAGACUGGAUUGGAUCAACCUACAUACUGCUGACACCCAAUCUCCUGAGGGUGUCAUUGACAUUCUGGAUUCUCCUAUAAUGCUGACACACUG